GUAAACUGUACAUACAAAUACCAGAGAGCAUUCCUCCGUGGCUCGUUCAGACCCCUGAUGAAUACUGCAUCGACACGUUCGUCAGAGAAGACCCAACAACUGGCGAGAGGACCUCAAGUCUGGACGCGCUGAUCUGCUUCGCUGAUAAAGUUAACAACGAACAAUACGUCCUAAGAUUCACUUGCAUGCUGAUUUCCUGCUUGUUCAUCCUGGCUACGGUAGCAGUGUACGCGUGGCUACCAGAGCUACGGAACUUGCACGGCAGGGUGCUCAUGGCGUACCUUCUCAGUCUGUUCGUCGGCUUCACGUUCCUGGCGACAAUGCAAAUACUGCUGACGAUCAACAACAUAACAGUGACGACAUGCGUUUAUUUCACAUUCGUGAUCUACUAUUCGUUGCUGGCGGCCUUCUUUUGGCUCAACGUCAUGUGCUUCGACAUCUGGUGGACUUUCAGCGGCAAACGUGGAAAAUCUCUAGAGAAAAUGUCACUGCGGACCCGCUUCGUUGCGUAUUCUUUAUACGCGUUUGGUAUACCUACUGUGCUGACUGCUCUUCUUGUUGGAUUGGAGUUCUCGGGUCUUCCGCCGCAUCCCUUAUUACCAAUGAUCCGGCAACAAGGAUGUUUUAUUUACGGUACGAGUAAACUUAUUUACCUGUAUGGUCCGAUUUCAAUACUCUGCAUCGCGAACAUGACUUUCUUCGUGCUGACCGCCGUGAAGAUAGCGCAGAUUAAGAAGCAAACGUCGGUGCUCAAAUCGAAAGACAGUUCCACGCACGAUCAGCACCGGAAUGAUCGACAAAGGCUGCUCCUUUACAUCAAGUUGCUUGCGGUGAUGGGUGUUAGCUGGAUCCUAGAGGUAGUCAGCGCUAUAUACCCAGAAGCCGAAGAUAUCUGGAAAUUUACAGACGCCUACAACGUCCUUAUCGGAUUAAUCAUCUUCAUCAUUUUCGUCUGCAAGAGAAAAAUCUUCAGAUUGAUCAAGAAGAGGAUUAAGCAGAAGUUCCGACGAUCGAACAAUGAGAGCAGAGAGUUAAAGGAGAUAGUCGAUAAGAGAAUGAGACGCUGGCAAAAUAAUUCGAACCAAAGAGCCAGCUUAGAAACUAUCAGAACCUCAAUCGGUGUCGACUCUGAUGCUACCGUUAGAAACACGACAAAUGUAUGAUUCACUGAUUUUAAAAAAACAAUAUAGAGAUGUAACAAGAGCAUUCCAAAAAUACAUCCACACAUCAAAGUUAACAAAUAAUGUUCAUUCCCGGAAUUUGUGGAGCAAUCGAAAAAUUGUAACCCUUUAAAUGCCGCUUGAGAAUGUGACAAGAAAUUUCUCUAACCGGCUUAAAAAGAUAUAAACAGCUACGUGGCGAUCCAAUGUCCAGGACACAGACCACAACCUCUAGGACCCUCUCUACUCGCGAGGACGUAGCGAUGACUUCGAUCAAGAGCAAGUGAAUAUAACCAGUCUACUCCAAGUCACAUUCAUUUAUGGCUCUUCUCUAUUUGAAUAAUUCAAAGUCCGUUGCCAUGGUGAUCGCCGAGCUGUUGCCAUAGAGAAUUAAAAUGCUAGUAUAAUUCACGAAUUAUCCUAGUACGAUUCAUCUUUUGCUUCAGUGGUUAUUCCGGUGUUCUCAUCAUAAGAAACAUUAAUAUGAUGUUACGAUUUUUCUCUAUCGAUUUAGAAGCUAGUCAGAAUAGCCUCCACGUGAACUAAUUAUGAUCAGGCAGGCUGUAACAAUGUUUAAAUCUUUUUGUACUUAACACGCAUAGAAAUAAAAAAGACUAUACAAAAACUAAGAACCUGAGAGGCAGCUGAAAGAUUAAUUAAAUGUACAAGCGUCAUAAAUAAUCCUUUUAAUAAAAUAUUUCGGGAUGAUCGAAAGAAUUUAUUAUAAUUGGAACGAUUUGCCUAUGGACAAUUUUUUAAUCGUGGAUUCGGAGAAACAUCGCGUGUUUAAUUAUUAAAAAAAAAGUUAAUUUAAAUUAGACGGUGUGGUAAAAUUUAAUAAUACAUUAUUAUUAAUAUUACGCACUUAUUGCACAGUUUUGUUAUUUAAGAUAUAUAUGUAGUUGCUUUAGCUCACUCAGUCUUAUUCCACUUGGUUUUUUAAACUAUAAAUAUAAAUGUACCUAGAUUAUUUAAGAAUUUAUUAAUAGUUAGGAAUACUCAUGCAAAAUUAUAUUUGCAGUUUCCAAUUUUACCAAAGGCUUUUCCGUAGUUAUUCUCCUAUAAUAUAUAAUUUUCAAAUACACAAUUAUAUGUUGUCAAUAAAAAUAAAUCUUUGCAUAGAUUGUACUCACUAUUUUUAAUGUUUCAUCUCUCACACACAGAAUACUUAUUUAAAAGCGGUGAAAAUUGGGAAUAGUAGAAGAGUUCUAUGUAUUUUCCAUUAUUAGACAUGUUCGAACACGGCCAAAAGAUUCAAAAACCUCAAGAACUAAUAGAAUAUUGAGUGAAGGUAACUAGAAAAUAAAUUUGUUCCUCAAAAAAGAGUCCAAAUGUUGUACAGUUGAAAUUCAUACCAAUGCGUGUGCAUAAAUUACAAAAAACAAAAGACUACCUUCAUAUUGUGUCUUCGAAAAACUUUUUAACAGAAAAAGUACUACAUACUUGAUAUAAAAUCAUGGUUAACCUUUGUUAAAAAGAGUUGUAUCGAAAAAUAAAGCUGUUUCUUUAAAUUAGUUAGGAAUGGGUUGGAGUAAGAUUAAAUUGUGUUAAACAUAACUGCUAAUGAAUUAUAAAUCAUUACUUAGAUAACGACUCUUUGAAAAACGAAAUACACGGCGCAAAUUUUGAGGAAAACUUAAUGUGAACAUUUAAA
Bombyx mandarina (wild silkworm) is the source of this 2814-nucleotide messenger RNA. Its product is annotated as putative G protein-coupled receptor Mth-like 3. The record is from RefSeq and is a predicted model, not a curated record. Gene Ontology annotation, biological process: G protein-coupled receptor signaling pathway; cell surface receptor signaling pathway. Gene Ontology annotation, cellular component: plasma membrane. Lineage: Eukaryota; Metazoa; Arthropoda; Insecta; Lepidoptera; Bombycidae. Gene Ontology annotation, molecular function: G protein-coupled peptide receptor activity.